Molecule: messenger RNA, 246 nt
Organism: Penicillium waksmanii
Lineage: Eukaryota; Fungi; Ascomycota; Eurotiomycetes; Eurotiales; Aspergillaceae
Exons: 2
Coding region: 1-246 (81 amino acids)
Source: RefSeq, a predicted model, not a curated record
AUGGUUGCUUGUCCCUACAUCGGCAAUGGCCCCUACGGCACCAGCCCUCGCUCGGCCGCCUCCAGCACCAGCAACGUUACCGGCGCUAAGCUCGACGCUGAGCAAAUUGAGAGCAUCUUCCAGGGCAUGAACAAGUCCCAGGAGUCUGUCCCUGCUGGAUCUUCUUCCUCUCGCCGCUUCUCAUGGUUCUCUCGCCAGACCAAGAAGCUCAACCGUCGCAACUCGGAAAAGCCUGCCUCCAAGUAA